AUCGUCCCAGGGUGCGUGAAAGUCCCGUUAGCCCAAAGAAAAAUAAAUAAAUAAAUAAAAAGAGUGAGUGGUGACUCCCAAUCGAUAGCGCCAUCGUGUCGUAUAGCCACAUUUGUCCACAUGCGAGGGGGCCACGACCCAAACAAAGUAAAAAAAAGCAAUUUAAACCACGCUCUCAACCUGGAGCGUGGAGAUUCUCUCUCCCUCCUUCCCUGGAAAAAUAUCUAACACCUCCACACCCUGACGUGUACCGAAAGAUGAUAAAAGCGGAGAAAAGUGGGUCCAUCUCGUGACUCGACGAAAUAUCACAGCCAUCCAGAUGGGUGCCACGAUACAUGCGUCCGUUAUAUAUUUACGGUGGUACACAUCCUGAUGUGAAAACCGAAACCUGUACUUCCCCACACAAAAUAGCAAUUAACCCUCAACGCUUUCAGCCUUUCCUCCAUAUCUCUCAGAGACAGUUGCAGCUUUGCAGGUCUUGUGGGCAGAAACAGAGCGAGAGAGAGAAAAAGAUUGAGAUAGGGAGCUAGUGAGUGUAUGGGAUGGAGGGAACCAACGUCGUAGCGCCGUUCGUUAUGAAGACUUAUCAGAUGGUCAACGAUCCAACGACGGAUUUUCUGAUCGCAUGGGGAAGAGCAAACAACAGCUUCAUCGUUAUCGAUCCUUUAGAGUUCUCUCAGAGAAUGUUACCUGCUUAUUUCAAACACAACAACUUCUCCAGCUUCGUUCGCCAGCUCAACACCUAUGGAUUUCGAAAGGUCGACCCGGAUAGAUGGGAAUUUGCGAACGAGUGGUUCCUCAGAGGGCAAAAGCAUUUGUUGAAAAACAUCGUGCGGAGAAAGCACAGUCGGUAUACGCAUUUGCAGCCAAAACACGAAGAGCUUGACGACGAAGAUAUAGUCAUGGAGAUUGCCAGGUUGAAGCAGGAGCAGAAAACUUUGGAAGAAGAGCUUGAGGGAAUGAACAAGCGCUUGGAAGCCACCGAGAGACGGCCUCAGCAAAUGAUGGCUUUUCUAUAUAAAAUCGUGGAGGACCCUGAUAUACUGCCACGUAUGAUGAUGAAGAAUAAGCACCGUACAAAUCAGAUAAGCGAGAAGAAGCGGCGGCUAAUGAUAUCCUCUGCGUCGUCCUCUAAUUCGUCCGGCAUGGCAGGAACCAACUCCGUGAAGACUGAAGAAGACGAGGACGGAACAAUCGGGGUAAUAUCAUCGCCGGAAACAGGUUUGGAAAUGGACAGCUUCUGUCGGUCUUCGCGGUCGCCGGACGCUCCGGCCCAGGGAUGGUGGAGCCAGAGACAGGUCGUGGAUCGGCCUUGGAUUGCUCAGGAGCCUUACGGUUGCUCCGGGAUUGCUAGCCCGCCAUCCACGGCGACUGGAAGGGAGUUUGGGAUGGGAGUUUCGCCGCCGGCAAGCAACAUGGUGGGAUAUGGGAAUGGUAGUAGCAGUAGUGGAAGUGGGCAAAUAGGUUAUUUUACAGAAGUGGUGGCUGGGGUGGAGACUAGUCCUCCACCGCCUUAUCCAUUUUCUCUUUUAGGAGGUGGCUUUUAGAUAUUAGCUUCACAAGAUUUAUCUUUUCUUUCUCUCUGUUCUAUUAAUUUCUUUUAUUUCACUUUUUUUUUUUUUCAGUGUUCUUUAAUUUUGUAAACAUUAAAGAAAAGAGAAAAAAAAAAACUGAUGUGUUUAAUA
Ziziphus jujuba (common jujube) is the source of this 1685-nucleotide messenger RNA. RefSeq names its product heat stress transcription factor C-1. Lineage: Eukaryota; Viridiplantae; Streptophyta; Magnoliopsida; Rosales; Rhamnaceae. The record is from RefSeq and is a predicted model, not a curated record. Gene Ontology annotation, cellular component: nucleus. Gene Ontology annotation, molecular function: DNA-binding transcription factor activity; RNA polymerase II cis-regulatory region sequence-specific DNA binding. Bases 543 to 1547 code for a protein of 334 amino acids. Gene Ontology annotation, biological process: regulation of transcription by RNA polymerase II. The transcript has 2 exons.